AUGCAGAACGACCAAGACAAGUCCAUGAGCCAUGAACCUUAUACUCCUCCUCCGCGCAUUCGUAUUCACUUGGAUCGAGACAGCCACGGAUCCAGCCAGCACAAACGGGCCGCAGCACCUGGCCCCACCCGCGAGAAAUUGGACCAGGUUCGCCAAAGCGAGCAGUUUCACAAGCAGGUUGCAGUAGACGCAAGGAGCAACUUGACUCGCUGGUUGAAUAGCGUAGCUACCGCGCAAAGCCAGAUGGCGGCAGCAUCAGCUGAGGUCCUCUGCCUGCAGGAGACUCUGCGCUCGCGAGAUGUCCGACUUGACGAGCUAGUUGCUGAGGUCCAUGAGCGAGAGGAUGAAGUGGAGACUCUGCGCCUGCAGAUCAAGCAGAAUGCUCGAAGCAAAGCCCAGACUGGGCAAGCGAAACGACGAGGGGGGCGAGUCAGCAAAGACUUCUUCGACCCCGGAAAGCCUGAUCUGCUAGAUCUGGCGAUGGAUCCUGCUCCUCUGCCGGGUUCGUCCACUUCAUCGCCUGCUGCUUCGUCGCCCGCUGCCCCUAAUCCCGUAAUAGAGGAAGUUGCGACCAAGUUGAACAUGGACGUGGACUUGUUGACCCAGUUCUUCACGGCGAUGAAGAUGGUGAAGGAACAGACGGUCGACAUCAACGUUAGUCCCGGCAAAUCCACUCAACGCCGCAAGUCCAGCCGCAAGUCGGACGCGAAAGCGGCUGUUGCGCCAAAGUCUCAGGACCUAGUGAAUCAGGCCCAUAGCAUGAUGCGCUCGACGACUUACGCCAAAUUUGGAGUCCAACAAGCGACGGACUUCAUCUUUCACGACCCCGCUACGAAAGACGAGGUCGAGGAAUUUACUGAGGAUGAUCAAGCGACAAUCCAAAAGUAUCAAUGGGAUUUUGGUGCGGACUACAAAUCUUCCGCCUGGAAUGCUGCGGUGAUGGAGAGGCUCGUCGCCGACGUUGUGAAGGAGGACUCGCACAAUAUGCAUUACGUCCAAAAAGGGCUCAUAUCGCAGGACUUUCUCCGUCUUGUUGUGGAAGACCAGCUGGUGCGCUAUCGCGCGGAUUGGAAUAAGUUCCAGCCGAAGUGGGACGAGGAGAACGGGCACAUGGAGACGACAGAGGAAGCAAUUGCUCGUGGCAAGAUAAUACUGUUUAAUCGUCGUGUUUCCGCCCGUACCGUUAACGCUCAGCACAUGAAAUACAAGCAUUGCCGCACCACGGUCACGGCAACGAUCACAUUGAAAGAGUCUGAGGGAGCGGAUGAUCUGCCAACUUGGGAGAGAUUGUUGGAGCUGUUGGAUCUACUUGGGGCAGGUGGGAUGUCUGAGGAGGAGGAGUCCUAUUCGCUCGACAACGGGACCAAGGUCAAAAGCUACAUCAUCAAGAUCUGUGUCUGGCGCGAACCACUCAUUGUGGACUACAUGCGCAUAAUUGACAAGCAGACUAGUCGCUUCCAGGCUCUCCACAGCGGCAACAAGCCGGCCCCUCGUGUACGAGUCGAGACGAAAGCCGUAAGACCUGCGCCUAAGGAGCUCCCGGCAUGUCUGUACAGCUCUGAGUGGAUCGCCUCGCUGUCCUCAGCGGACUUGAAGGAAUUGAAGGUCUCCAAGAAGGUAUUCGCUCUCUUCUUCGCAGCGACCGGUAGAAUGGCAAAGUAG
Molecule: messenger RNA, 1662 nt
Organism: Mycena citricolor
Lineage: Eukaryota; Fungi; Basidiomycota; Agaricomycetes; Agaricales; Mycenaceae
Source: the annotation of a GenBank genome assembly